Molecule: messenger RNA, 5247 nt
Organism: Haplochromis burtoni (Burton's mouthbrooder)
Lineage: Eukaryota; Metazoa; Chordata; Actinopteri; Cichliformes; Cichlidae
Gene: adrb1
Product: adrenoceptor beta 1
Exons: 1
Coding region: 533-1726 (397 amino acids)
Biological process (GO): adenylate cyclase-activating adrenergic receptor signaling pathway; positive regulation of heart rate by epinephrine-norepinephrine; norepinephrine-epinephrine-mediated vasodilation involved in regulation of systemic arterial blood pressure
Cellular component (GO): membrane
Molecular function (GO): beta1-adrenergic receptor activity
Source: RefSeq, a predicted model, not a curated record
GAUAAAAAUAUAAAACGGACAAGUGGAAAAACAAAUUUUGUUUGUGGUUCGCCAGUGAUGAAAACAGCGAAAUCCCUGUAGUUCAUGUCCUGCUGGACUUCCAUAUUUGGUUAAUCGUGUUUCCAUAACCGACAAGAUUUUUUGGACCGAUGAUAGUUAUGGACAGUUUGGGGAGUGACCAUUUGCUUCUCCUGCUGAAUAAAAGUUUGGUUUAUUCGUCCAUGCGCGUUAACUGGUGAAGACACCAAAAAGAGACUGUCUGAAAAUUUAAGGUUCAGGUGUUUGUUUGCUUCCACAACUUCACCGCUGGGAUCGUUUGCCCGCUGAGCUGCCUGAUUGGUCGUGAGGAGCAAUGAUGUCACCGCGCGCUUUGCUGUCCCGGCCGCUACAGCAGCCAACGCAGGCUGAGGACUUGAGAGGAGCUCCAGAUGGAGUUGGCGCGCAGUGGGAGUAGAGCUAUAGACUGUGAAGGCGUUGUUAGUGCUGCCUUGAUGACCUCGACCUGGUUCCACUCACAGCCCAGCAGCCCGUCAUGGGGGACGGUGGUGGCGCGUCCUCGCCAGUGAACUUCCAGAAUGGCACAGGGAGCGAGACGUCCGACUCACCGGGCUCCGCUGCAGCCGCGUCAGAGCAGUGGAUGGCGGGCAUGAGCGUGGUUAUGGCUUUGAUCGUCCUGUCCAUCGUGUUCGGAAAUAUCCUGGUCAUCGUGGCCAUCGCCAGGACGCAGAGGCUGCAGACUCUCACCAACGUGUUCAUCGUGUCGCUGGCGAGCGCGGACCUCAUCAUGGGGCUCCUGGUUGUGCCAUUUGGCGCGGCGCUCGCGGUGCGCGGUUCGUGGCUGUAUGGUACCUUUUUCUGUGAGUUCUGGAUCUCGGUGGACGUUCUCUGCGUCACCGCCAGCAUCGAGACCCUGUGCGUUAUCGCCAUAGACAGGUAUGUGGCUAUCACAUCACCUUUCCGCUACCAAAGCUUGUUAACCAAAGCCCGGGCCAAAGCGGUGGUGUGUGUGGUGUGGGCGAUCUCUGCGCUGGUCUCCUUCUUGCCCAUCCUGAUGCACUGGUCUCGGGACAGCGUGGACACAGACUGCUACGAGGACCCCGAAUGUUGCGACUUUGUCACAAACAGAGCAUACGCCAUCUCCUCAUCCAUCAUAUCUUUUUACAUUCCUCUCCUGGUCAUGAUAUUUGUUUACGCCCGCGUGUACAGAGAGGCGAAAAAGCAGCUGAGGAAGAUUGACAAGUGCGAGGGCAGGUUUCACAACACCUUAACCGGACUGACCUCCAAGUGCAAGAAGAGGCCGUCUAAGAUCCUGGCACUCAGGGAGCAGAAAGCGCUCAAAACGCUUGGCAUCAUCAUGGGAACGUUCACUCUGUGCUGGCUGCCCUUUUUCAUAGUGAACGUCGUGAGGGUUUUUUGCGCAGAGGUGGUGGACAAGGACCUUUUCGUGUUUCUGAACUGGCUGGGGUACGUGAACUCUGCGUUUAACCCCAUAAUUUACUGCCGAAGCCCAGAUUUCAGGAAGGCUUUUAAGAGGCUGCUGUGCUGCCCGAGGCAAGCCGACCGCAGGCUACACAUUAGCUCCUGCGACCUGUCCCGAUGCUCCGGCGGGUUCGUCUCCUCUCUGGAGCCCGGAACGUUGGGGAUGUGGUCAGACUGCGCCGGCUUGGACAACAGUGAUAGUAGCCUGGGGACCGGAAAGUUGUCUCACUCCGAAUCACAGCUGUGAUAGGGGGGGGGAUAAUGACAAAAUAGGCAAGUUUCUUUUUGGAGACGGAGUGCGUAAGAGCCAUAUUUAAUCAUUUCAAUGGGGACCUUUUCAACAACAAACAGGAUCAUUUGAGUUCAAACAACAGGCGAAAAUGCUAGAAACGUGUUUGAAAGCCAUUUUUAAAGCAUCAGGAUAAAUAUUUUCCCGAUAUCUCCGUUUGGCUCAGAGAGAGAGUUUAGUGUGAAAGAGAAAAUCAAAUUUGCCAAAAUUAUAGCUCAUCAAUCCUAAAAUGAAGUGGCUGUAAAGCUUCUGUGAUUAAAAACCUGUCAGGUGCCGAAUUUGAAAUCCAGUAAAUCUGUGCAUCAGCCAAAGAGCGGAGUCGCACUCCUGUGAUUUAUGCCUGAUAUAAAUAUCAACUUUUCAGUUCUGAUUUUGUUCGAUAAACAGUUGAUUUCUGCAUUUAUGCGUUAUAAUGGGGAAGUGAGAGUCCGAUCCUCGCUCCAGGUUCGUGCGUAAAAAUUCGCUCAUCACCGCUCAGGCGCACUACAACGAACUGUUAUUUAAAGGCACUGGAUAAGAUCAAGGCAUUUGUCGGAGUGACUGUAUCGCAGUCAUGUAGAGCUCACGAAGUAUUUUACCUCACAGCCAUCGGCAAGUGCAAUUUGUACGACAGGUAUUUGUUUAUAUUAAACAUUGGUGUAAAAUAGCCUAUUUAUUCCGCGCUGUCUUUUACAACUAAACGAGUAAUUGUGAGGCUGAUUCUAAUGCCCGUUGUACAUAAUGUGCUGUUUAGUGCCCAAGAGGAAUUUGAGCCUCUCCCUUUGUCUUUGGCUUUACAUGCUGUUGUGAGGUGGUGUGUUAUAAUGUCUGUGAAAAUAAAAGAAAGUUUUACUGUUUAUUGCUGUUUAACCCAUUUUUCGUCUUGUUAUUAUUAUUAUUACUGUGGGAAGGUUUGACUCCACGGGGAGCUGCAGAAAUUCUGAAAUGCUAGAGGAGAAGUGAUUGAAAUGUAAUCACAUUCGGCAACCUCGGUUCGUUCACAAUGUACUAAGAGACUAAUAAGAGCAGCAUUUUGUGGUUAAACAGCGUGGCACCGAGAGGUAAACGGCGCUCUGCAGGAUUUGUGAAUUGGCGUGAUGUCAGAUGCUGUUGUGCUGCUGGGAGGAAGAGGAAUCUGAUUGGCCACCGUGGAGAAGGGAGCCACGAAAUCCGACUCUUGAACAAUGCUUCUUGUGCGCUUUAAUGUUGCAGGGAUAAAUAGGGGUUUGUUUGCAUGCUUCAUUAAAGUCCACUCGUGGGUGUAUCGAUAUUGUAAGCUCAGUUCACAGCUGUCAGAGGAAACAAUUGCGCACGGGGGUGAGGUGAGCCCACUUUACGGCACACGCUCUGACUAACUGGAAAAGCACAGGUGUUAGUGUGCUUAAAGGUGGCUCUGCUCUAUUCAAGUUUCCAACUAAUCCGUGACCCUGAGCUUGUAUGCGCAAUAACAGGAUCCUGAAACCAAAGCAUCUAAAUGGAUUUCACCUGUAUUCAUUUUAUUAUUUAUACAUUUACAAGUGUAACCUUUUAACCAGGGCCUUCUCUGCUGUGGGAUACAAAGAUGGCUCCAGUCUGUGAAAAAAGCCCACUGUUUCUCCUAAUCCACAUCAUAUUCUAAUCCAAUUGCACUACUAAACAUGCCAAUUUGAUGUUGGGAGUUUUAUGCGUUUCCGCCCCUGCCAUUUUGUGUCUUCACUUCAUUUGUGGUUUGCAUACAAGCCUUCUUUUUUGUUUUGUUUUAAAAACAAAAACAACGAUGUGUGGGUGGGUGGGGGCCUGGAGGUUCAUCAGAGAUAGAUUUUUAGAAAGGAUGGUCAAAAAAGCGAUCCAACAUAUGCAGCUUAACUGGUAAAAACGCAGAGUUUCAAAGCCAAGCCAAGAAAACAGUGAUGACUGUAACAGCAAGGUUCCCUUUUUUUCAGACCUUGAAAAGCUACAGAAAAAGAGGCAUUACACAGCUAUUUACACAGGCAGAGAAGCUCUCCCCAGGAUGGGCAAGCUGAGCUUUAGUGGUAAAAUUUAUGUGGUGACACUUUAAAACAUAAGUAAAGGUUGGAGCUACUACUACAAAAAAAAUAACAGUAGGGGGGAUUUUAUGUCUUGCUUUGAUGUCCCCAAAUGUUUUAAGCUCUCACCCGCAUCCACUCUCACUCAGGUUAACCACCUCUCCAGCAUGCUGUUUGAUGAUUCCAUUUUCCUCGAGCGAUACUCUGAAAGCCUAUAGAAAAUAUUUGAGUAAACACCACGGCAGCUGGUGUUCUGAAGUGGCUCUUACAGGAGAGAUUUGCAGUUCUUUCUGGGGAAUAUUAAUCAGCCCUUAAGCUGGACGUCUUUAAAAUGCAUUAGCAUGACGUGUUGUGCUAAUGAUGCUCUCCCAAAAAGCCAGAGCUGUACAUUUCAAUUAGGCCGGAAAAACUGAAUGGAACUGAGCUCAGCUGUUCUGGCUAAUGAACAAUGUUUAGAUAUGAUUGGGUGAACUAAUGAGUGUGAAUGAGACCCAGCUUUCAGAAAAACGAAUAAGAACACCAGUGCAGCCAGCGUCAGUGAUGGCCUCCUGGCAAAGACCUGCUUCAUUAUUAAGCAUUUGUUUGUUUGGCAGGAAGUUUGCGUUUGGGCAGAUUAGCUGUGGGCUCACAUAUGGAGGAGCUAAUCAGUGGUUUUAAGAGUAAUUGUUUCAAAUUGCAUGUGUAUCAGCAGACAUUUUGGCUGCUCCAAGUCGAAGUAGAUAAAGCGAUACCAACAUGACCUCUGUGCGAGCAGAGGUUAUAACUCCAUAUGGUGUUUACAUUCAGAAAUAUGUUCGCCAGUGAUUUACCCUUGGUGUUUCACCCACAUGUCUCUGUGGUAUUUUACAGUCCAGGCUGGAGUGUAAUAUAUUUAACUGUGAUAGGCAAAGAUCAGGGUUAAACACGGGGUUGUAUUAGUAAACACUCCUAAUUGAAUUGUGCUUCAUUACAUCUUGUACAUAAUUUGUGGAAUCUGAGACCAUUUACAAGGAAUUGAAUAAUGUCCCUCAUAAAAUUCCUAUAUCCCUACAAUCCACACCUCCGUGCAACACCUAAACACUCCUUUGUUACCGCUGCAAGAUCACUGGGUGCUGAAAAUGGGUGUAAGGAAGGCAGCACUCAAUACUUUAGUAAAUAACUUUCUUUCUUGCUGUAGGUUAAAUAGUGUAAAAUAAAGACUCAUCUUUGCAGCAAAUACAUUGCAACAGUUAAAACCUCAUAUAAAAUAAGGGUAAAAACCUUUUUUAAAAAAAAGGGAUGGAGGAGUUACAUUUGUUAGUUGUUGGAAUGGCAGAGACUUCAGCAGCCACAAUUUCUGACCUUUGGACAUAGUCAUUGUUUCCAGGUUCUAUGAUAAGCUUCAAAAACAGAUGUUUAGAUCUUUUACUGUUACGUACACCCCCAUGUUUCAGUAAAUUCUCCCUCUGGUAAUUAAUUAUUUGUUUUGGUUGUCCUAAUUGUCCUGAUUAGGUGCUGAGGCUCAUGUACAUGUUG